This is a messenger RNA of Musa acuminata AAA Group (dessert banana), 3190 nucleotides long. RefSeq names its product nuclear intron maturase 4, mitochondrial-like. The coding region runs from base 677 to 3094 and encodes 805 amino acids. Gene Ontology annotation, biological process: homing of group II introns; mitochondrial mRNA processing. Gene Ontology annotation, molecular function: RNA-directed DNA polymerase activity. Gene Ontology annotation, cellular component: mitochondrion. The record is from RefSeq and is a predicted model, not a curated record. The transcript has 2 exons. Lineage: Eukaryota; Viridiplantae; Streptophyta; Magnoliopsida; Zingiberales; Musaceae.
AUAUGCAAAGCCAGACAUCUAUUUUCGCGGGGACUUAUACCGAAGUCAACUUGCAAGGAUGGAGGAGUGCUUUUGUACCCACUGUGUCAAGCAUUUGAUCGAACACCCUGAGGACUAGAUAAAAGAAGCAACAGUGUCGGUUCACAUAUUGUGUGCGUCUGUGUAUAUAAAGAGGGAGACGGCAAGACAACCGUUUUGCUGCUGCUGCUGCUGCUGCUCGCCCCGCCCCGCCCCGCCCCGCCCCUAUUACUUUGACGAUCUCUGUCACUGGCGACUCGGAGUCGCAUCUGCAAAACGAGUCAUUGGUCUUGUGGUUACCAUGACCUUAUUGCAUGAAACCAUCCGCCUAGUGAUGUCGUGGAGAUCGGCUGGCGACCGGAGCUGAUCCACGUCUAGAGUUUGAGCACUACGUGCUCGAUGAAAUGCCCCGGUGCGGGUACAUUACACGUCUCCCCUUCCAUCUCAAUUAAAAUCUCCUUGAAAUCUCCUGGCGAGACAAUGUGGAUUGGAGCGAGCAGGAGACCGUUCGCCUAGUGCGUCUUCGAAAGUGGAGAACCAGUGGAGCUGUUCCACAUCUAGAAUUUGAGCACCAGGUGCUCGAUGAAAUGCACCGGUUGCCGGCGCAUUACACGACUCCCCUUCCAUCUCAAUUAACAUCUCCGCGAAAUCUCCUGCAAUGUGGAUCGGAGCGGGCAGGAGAGGUGCAGCCUGUUUGCUCCGCAGAAUCAAUGUUUCUCCGAGCCAGCCUGCCAUGCUCCAUGGAAUGUCUACUGCAACAAGGAGAAAUUGCGCGGCAAAUUUCAUGCUUGAAGAACUUGAAGAUGUUGGUGAGAGUAUGAGCCAAGCAAAGAGCUCGGUGAUGUCUCUUGCAAAGAGCUUAGCUUGCCUCCCUGACGAAUUCCUUGCCUCCAAAGAGAAGAGGCCAUUGACUCGGAUGGAGCACAAGCGCCAUAUCGAACUUGGCAUUAAGAAGAGGGUGAAAGCACAGUACUCCAAUGGAAAAUAUCACGGGCUAAUGAGUAAAGUCGUUGCUAAUGCUGACACCCUCCAUGACUCCUAUGAUAUGAUUAGACUCAACUCUAAUAUCAUGUUGACAUCGAAGAAGGAUGAUAUUUGUUUCAGCUCUUUAGCAGAACAGCUAGCAAGUGGGGAGUUUGAAGUGCAAUCAAACGCUUUGUCGAUCGCAGCAAAGACUAAGUGUAAAGAUUGCUUGGUCCUUCCUAAGCUGAAGCUGAGAAUUGUGCAAGAGGCAAUAAGAUUGGUGCUAGAGGUGGUUUACAGACCACAUUUCUCCAAAAUAUCCCAUGGUUGUCGCAGUGGAAGAGGGCAGAUAUCAGCUUUGAAUUACGUCGGCAAAGAAAUCGGUGUACGUGAUUGGUGGUUUAGAUUGUUCAUCAAUAAGGAGGCUGAUCAGAGAGUUCUCUCUAAGCUUAUGUCUGAAAUGAACGACAAGAUCGAGGAUUCCGAGCUAUUGAGUUUCAUCCAGAGCAUGUUCGAUGCUAGAGUGCUGAAUCUCGUUUUCGGAAGCUUCCCCAAGGGCCAUGGUCUUCCUCAGGAGGGAGUUCUCUCACCUAUUCUGAUGAACAUAUAUCUGGACAACUUCGAUCAUGAAGUGUUUGGGAUAUGCAUGAGAUACGAGGGGCUUGGUACAGAAACUGGUGACAGGAAAGAUGCCCAAAGCUCAAAACUGCGCAGUUGGAUACGAAAACAAAUUAAAGAGAGCGACGAUAAAAGUGUUGACCGAGUGAAUGAUGGUGCAGGGACAAGAAUUUCUGCUUGCAGAUACAUGGAUGAAAUCUUUGUUGCAGUUUCAGGUUCGAAAGAUACUGCAAUGAAAAUAAAGGCUGAGAUUGUGAGUUAUCUAAAGAACACACUUAAUUUAGAUGUAGAAGAUCGGAUGGAUCUUUCAGCAAUUAGAGAGAAUUCUCGCGGGAUUCAGUUUGUUGGGACAGUGGUCAGGCUGACCACUCCAGCAAGUGCUGAACUGAGGGCAGUUCACAAAUUGAAGGACAAGGUCAGGCUUUUUGCUUCUCAGAAGCAGGAAAUCUGGGACGCUAUGACACUUCGAAUCGGUAAGAAGUGGCUGGCAUAUGGUUUGAGGAGGAUCAAAGAAUCGGAGAUCGAGCAGCUUGGUCUUAGCACUCCAUUGCUGGAUCACAUCUCCCAAUUUCGUAAGGAUGGCAUGAAAACAGAUCAUUGGUUCAAGUCCUUGCUCAAGAUCUGGAUGCAGGAUGUGAAUGCAAAUAUUGAAUCUAGCGAGGAGGUACUUCUUUCCAAGUACAUUGCAGAACCGGCAUUGCCACAAGAUCUGCGCGAUGCAUUUUACGAUUUCCAGAAGCAAGCCAACGAAUAUGUUUCAUCAGAGACGGCUGCCAUUGUUGAGCUGUUGCACCGUCCUUGCUCACACCCUAAACCUUCCACUCAGGGAGCAGUCACCAGAUUGGAAGCUCCCAUGAACUCCAUAAAGAGAAGUCUUCAUCGAUACGGUCUGAUCAACCUCGAAGGCUUCCCAAGGCAUGUAUGCAUGCUCAUGUUACAAGAUGAUGAACUAAUCAUAAGCUGGUUCGCAGGUCUAGUUCGGCGGUGGCUGAAAUGGUAUUCCAAGCUCGAUAAUUUCGGAGAUAUUAAGCUCUUGAUGGUGGAAUGUGUCAGAAAAUCUUGCAUUCGGACUCUGGCAGCAAAGCACCGGAUGCAUGAAGUUUUGGUCGAGAAGAAGUUCGAGUUGGAGCAGCAUGGGAUCCCGUUGACAGAAGACAUGGAUACCGAUAACACAGUGAUGGAAUCUGACGACGAUGAAUCUUUGAUGUUUGGGAUCUCUGGUAGCGGAUUGUGUCUUCUAUCAUUGUCCAGAGUGAAAGUCCCAGCUCGGGUGUUCAAUUGCUUUGUUAUGGGAUGCACCAUGGCAUCUCCGAGUAUGUACACCCUUCAUGUCAAGGAGAGGCAAAGGUUUCCGGGAUGGAGGACUGGAUUCGCAACAUCAAUUCAUCCUAGUUUGCAUGGAAGACGUAUUGGCUUGUGCAGUCAGCACGUCAAAGAUUUGUAUUUAGGAAAUAUAUCACUUCAAAAUGUUGAGUUUGGUGCUCUGAGUAGGUAGAAGCCCUCUGGAUUUCGGAUUUUCGGAAUUCUUAGGGUUGUUUGCUCAAAGAUGUUCGAGUUGAUCAGCAAAGUACAACACCAACCAGUAGCACGA